Stereum hirsutum FP-91666 SS1 is the source of this 1281-nucleotide messenger RNA. RefSeq names its product acetate kinase. Gene Ontology annotation, molecular function: acetate kinase activity. The transcript is spliced from 5 exons. The coding region runs from base 1 to 1281 and encodes 426 amino acids. Gene Ontology annotation, biological process: phosphorylation; acetate metabolic process. Lineage: Eukaryota; Fungi; Basidiomycota; Agaricomycetes; Russulales; Stereaceae. The record is from RefSeq and is a predicted model, not a curated record.
AUGUCUUCCAAAACACAUCCUCGGGAAGGACUCAUCCUAUCUCUCAACUCGGGCUCUUCGUCUCUUAAGAUUUCUCUUUAUCGCCUCUACGACUCACCCGCAUCCACCAAACCUGUCCCGAGUGACCCAAUCGUAAACCCAAUCGAGCUCAUUCUCACCUCCUCCAUCUCGUCUAUCACAACUUCCCCAACGUUCUCAUUCUCUUCGGCAUCUUCCUCUGAUGUACGGACUGCGAAAGACGAGCCAUUGCAGGGCAACGUCAAGGACCACGCCACCGCUUUCGCACACUUUCUCGAAUACAUGAAGAACGAGGCAGACAUAGAUAGGAAGAGUAUCGCACAUGUUUGUCAUAGAAUUGUCCACGGAGGAGAUUAUUCUGAGCCCGUUAUAAUCAAUAGCGAGUCGUAUCACCAUAUCGAGGCUCUAACCGACCUUGCACCCUUACAUAACGGUGCCGCCCUCUCAGUCAUCAAAGCCUCCAUAGACGAGCUUAAACACGCAAACAACAUUGCCUACUUCGAUACCACAUUCCAUCAGGACAUUCCGGCCUACAUAUCGUCCUACGUCAUCGACCCAAAGAUCGCAAAGCCGAAGGGUCUGAGGAAAUACGGCUUCCACGGUUUGAGCUAUGCCUACAUCGUCCGCACCGUCUCCCAAUAUCUCCAAAAACCUCCUUCACAUACCAACCUAAUCCUCCUCCACCUCGGCUCCGGUGCCUCCAUCUGCGCCAUCCGCAAUGGCAAAUCCCUCGACACUUCCAUGGGCCUCACUCCAGCCUCCGGACUCCCCGGGGCCACCCGCUCCGGCGACAUCGACCCUACGUUAAUAUUCCACUACACGCAUCGCGCGGCGAAGAUCAGCCACGACAAGAAAGGUGCAGUGGACGUGGGGGUGACGCAGGCUGAAGAGAUCCUCAAUACCAAAGCGGGCUGGAGCUCUUUAGUGGGGAGCAGCAAUUUCGCUGAAAUCACCGCGAAGCUCGAUGACCCUUCUGAGUCUUCGCCGGAAGUGGAGAACGCAAAGCUGGCUUUUGAGAUUUUCGUCGAUCGAAUCUUGAACUAUCUCGGCGCGUAUUACCUCAAACUAGGCGGCGACGUCGAUGCGCUGGUGUUCUCUGGCGGGAUAGGCGAGAAGAGCUCAGAGUUGAGGGCGGAGGUCGCGAAGAGGUGUGCCUGCUUGGGGUUUGCGGUGGAUGAGGGCAAGAAUGGUGAGGUGGCGGAGAAGGAGGGGGAACUCGAGAUGGCGAGGGAGUGUGCACUGGAACCGAAGUUUUGGAAGUAA